CUCAUACCUCGACUCCGACUCCGACUGCGACUCUGCCCCUGGCUCUGACUCGAAUCUUUGCUGAACUUCACCUAUUAAGUCUUCGAGUGCCGGCGUCGGAGCUGGAAAUUGCGGGUGAUGUAUAAAAGCCGAGCGAACAGCGCAUAAGUCAUACAGUUCACAGCGAACAACUAAGGAAGUUAUACAUCCGUCCUCCUAGACCCACUCAAGCAGCUCAACCAAGCCCAGAAAUGCGUGGAUUCAUUGUCUUGUGCCUUUCCGCCAUGGCGCUGGCUGCGCCCCAGGGCUACAACUACAAUCCCGGCCCAUCCGGCUUUGGCGGGGUCAGCACCGCCAGCGGCGGGUCCUCCUUCUUCCAGGGCAGUGCCCAGGCCGCUCCCGUGCAGCAGCAGCAGACCUUCUUCCAGCAGCCGGCUGUGCACCACCAGCAGCAGGUGCAGCAGGUCCAACAGCAGCAGGCUAUCGUGUCGAAGCGAUUCUACAUUCAUUCGGCCCCGGAGGAGGCAGAGGACUACAAGGAGCGCCACAUCACCGUCGGCGUGCCCAAGCGCAACUACAACGUUGUGUUCAUCAAGUCGCCGCAGCGCAACAACAAGAAGACCAUCAAGAUCAGCCCCGCCUCCAACGAGGAGAAGACCGUCAUCUACGUCCUGAGCAAGAAGGGCGAGAGCGACGUCCAGGCCGAGGUCGUUGAGCAGGCCAGCUCCACCAGCAAGCCAGAGGUCUUCUUCAUCAAGUACAAGACCCAGGAGGAGGCAGCCCAUGCGCAGCAGCAGAUCCAGGCCCAAUACGACGCCUUGGGAGGCAGCAGCCAGCUGACCGACGAGGGUGUGGCCCCCGUCACCUCUGUCAUCGGCGCCCUGGGCGGAAGCGAUGGACAUGCCGAGGCUGGCGGUCUUGGCGGCACCGGAGCUGGCCAGAUCAUUUCCUCCGGCUCCGCAGGCUCGUCGCACACAGGCAAUGCCUAUCUGCCACCCAACUUCUAA
Messenger RNA from Drosophila obscura, 986 nucleotides. RefSeq lists its product as uncharacterized. The transcript has 3 exons. The record is from RefSeq and is a predicted model, not a curated record. NCBI's taxonomy places the organism in Eukaryota, Metazoa, Arthropoda, Insecta, Diptera, Drosophilidae. The coding region runs from base 231 to 986 and encodes 251 amino acids.